UAUGCCGGGCGGAGCCAGCUGCCAAAGCCGCAAGACUUCACCCAGAGCCCAGCCUCCUUGCAGGGUCCAGAGCCAAGGCCCAAAGGGGACCUUGGCAGGACCCAAUGAAGACACUACUGACCUUCCUAGCUGUGGGAUCCCUAGCCGCUCAAACUACUGUGGACAAAGCUAGCCUCCUUCAAUACGUGAAAUUCCAGUCCAGGAACUUUGAAAACAUCUUGAUAUGGGGCGGUGGACCAGACAGCACCCCGGACACGGUCUACAGCGUGGAGUAUAAGAGGUACGGAGACAAAGUGUGGCUGGCCAAGGCAGGCUGCCAGCGGACCACCCAGAAGUCCUGCAACCUGACUAUGGAGACGGGCAACCUCACCGAACUUUACUAUGCCAAGGUCACAGCUGUCGGCCCAGGAAGGAAACAAGACUUGAAGGAAACUGAGCGUUUCAGCUCACUGCAACACACUACCAUCAAACCGCCGGAUGUGACCUGUAUCCCCAAAGUGAGGUCCAUUCAGAUGCUGAUCUACCCCACACUCACACCCAUUCGCUCAGAAAAUGGCCACCAACUAACCCUGGAGGAGAUUUUCCGUGACCUGUUCUACCGCUUAGAACUCCGAGUCAACCACUCCUACCAAACGCACCUUGAAGGCAAGCAGAGAGAAUAUGAGUUCCUUGGCCUGACUCCUGACACAGAGUUCCUCGGAGCCAUCACAAUUUUGGCUCCAAUGUGGUCCAAGGAGAGCACUCCCUAUGUGUGCCGAGUGAAGACGCUGCCAGACCGGACGUGGGCCUACUCCUUCUCAGGGGCCAUGCUGUUCUCUAUGGGCUUCCUCGUCGGCUUGCUCUGCUACCUAGGCUACAAAUACGUCACCAAACCACCAGUACCUCCUAACUCCCUGAAUGUCCAGCGAGUUCUGACCUUCCAGCCACUACGCUUCAUCCAGGAGCGUGUGCUGAUCCCUGCCUUGGACCUCAAUGGUCCCAGCAGUCUGGCUCAACACACCCAGUACUCCCAAGUGAUGGUCUCCACGUCCAGGGAGCCACCUGGAGUCGCACAGCAGCACAGUCUGCCUGAGGUCACCUACAUAGGACAGUCAGAUGUCUCCAUCCUCCGACCCACCAAUGUGUCACCUCAGCAGACACUGUCUCCACCAUCCUAUGCCCCAAAGGCUGUCCCUGAGGUCCAGCCCCCUUCCUAUGCACCUCAGGUAGCCUCUGAUGCCAAAACUCUCGUCUACUCUCCGCAGCAGGUGGUGAGGACCCACCCUCCCACCUGUACCGCACAGGGCACUCUGGACAGCUGGUCUGCUUCCUAUGCUGUGUGUGGGGAAGACACUGGCAAAGACUCCCCUCCUGAGGCCCUCUCCAGUCCCAAACGCCUCAAGCCAAAAGGUCAGCUCCAUGAAGUCACACUUGCAGGAAGCUGUCUCCCAGGGGACCUUUCUCUGCAGGGAAUCACUUCCUUGGCUUCCAAGGAGACCCAAAGACCAAAAUCACUCCCCCCACCUCUGGAAUUUUGCACAGACAGAGGGCCUGACCUUCACGCCCUGCGAAGUGGUGAGCCAGAGACACCAGGGUACUUGAAGGGAGCGCUAUCCCUCCUGUCCUCUGUCCAGAUCGAAGGCCACCCUGUCUCCCUCCCUUUGCACACCCAUUCCCUCUCGUGUUCCCCCUCUGACCAGGGAUCAAGUCCCUGGGGCCUGCUGGACUCCCUUGUGUGUCCCAGUGACGAAGGUCCAGCGGAUGAGACUGAGGGCAUGAGUCCCAGCGCUGCAGCCUCUGAGCUGGAGCUGCCCACAGAGCUGGACUCUCUUUUCAAAGGCUUGGCUCUCACUGUGCAGUGGGAAUCCUGAAGGGACAUCAGAGCAAGCAGGCCUGGGCUUCCUCCUGCCCCACCCAGCCGGCAGCUCCACAUUCACUAGGCCGUAGGCUCCAAGGCCCAGCCCAAAGUUGGGUCCCCUGGCAAGAACUAGCAAAAGGAAGAUUGGGCCCCAAGUGGGAAUACAGAUGUACGGUGAAGGCUCUGGUGGAGAAACUACAGGCAGGAGGCGUGUGCAAACAGCCUGUGCCGCCCAGCCUGGCAGGUAGGGCAGAUGGAUUGGGAUAAUGUAGGCAAACCUCCUGGGGACCCAUGCUACCCCACCCCUCAGCUCCUAGGACAUUGAGCUGAAGGCUGCCUAUCUUUCAUUGCUUCCUGGACAGCGCCCUAAUCUAGUUAAACCAAGAGUAAGGCAUCCAUCCACCUUCUCUGGAGGAGCUUGGAUUGGAAGCUAGGGGACCAGCAUAACAGGCACUUCCACCAAGGCCAGACUUUAGGGCAGAGUGUGGCUAGGGGUUCACUCCCUGCCAGUGGUUCCUUCUUUGUUCUGUAGGAGGAUUCUCCCUGGAAAAUCCAUCAUAAGGGGAGGAUUGUGCCCCACAAAACUUUUCUGCAGGUAGGGGCCCAGAGAAAAGUGUUUGAAUGGGCCAUGGAUGGCCAUGGACCCCAGAGGCUUUGGAAUCUCCGCACAUCUGGGCUCAAGUUCAGGCCUCUACACCUAUAUGACAUCAAACAAGUGAAUUAGCUAAUUCAGAUCUCGGCUUCCUCAUCCAUGAAACAGCGAUCAUCACAGUCACCUUAUGAGGUGGUGCCAAGGAUGACACUAAUGUCUAGGAGGUGCUUUGGGGCAGGGUCCAAUACACGGUCAUGGUCUUCUGCUGGGAAUUUUUUUAAAUCUGGAAACACAAAGAGAGCCUCCUCCCAUUCAUGUUGGCUCAUGGGUGUUUUCUCACGGGAUAGAGACUGUUGCAGGCAAGGACUGGACUAUCUAGGGCAGACAGGAGGAGUCUCUACAGGGCUGUCUGGAAACAGGCCCAGAGGCCACAAAUGGCACAGAGCCUUCCCUUUGAGGUUGGAGGCAGAAGCUGUCUGGGCAGAAAACAUCGCACAGGGCCUUCUUGGCAUGGAGGGAUCCCCAGACCUUUCUGCUCCUUCUCAUGACAUAGUGGCAGUACUGCACCUCUCUGGCUCCCUAACCCCAUGCCUGUGCCCAGGAAGAGGAAGCAUCCUUUACCCUCUGCUGUCAGGAAGCCAUGCCCAUUAUACUACUCUCAUCUCAGAUGGGUCUUUCCAGGAGGAACCCGAGGGCCAGGCCUAUCUAAGGCUCUGCCGUGGAACCCGUCCUCAAACACAGGGCCUUUUGUGUCAAGAGUGAAUGCUCUCCACCCUGUUGAAAUUCUUGGGGGCUGAGUCUGGCUGAACACAGAGAAAGGAGGGCCCUUAAAGGGUUCCUGAGAGAUAGGUGCCCUCCCCAUCACCUUCUGGCUCCAGAUUUCUGAGAUACAGCACCAAACUCCACCUGCGACAUUGUGGCCCUCCAGAAAUACACGGUGCCCUUCCUCUGCACUCACCUGUGUUUCCCCUUCUUUUCCCCACCUCAUCCCCUUAAUGACACAUGGUGACAGGUGCAGCUCUUAUCUAUAUGUCAUUAAUAUUUAACCUCCCUCCAAGGUCACUGACCCAGUAUCUCUGGCCAAAGGUUAACUGCCUUCACUUUGUUUAUGAGUAAAAAGCCACGGAAUGGCAGGCCUGUUCUCACUUAGUGCAACCAGAGCCAUAAACUGGAGAUGCGGGUGUGUCUAAGGAGGAGCCUGGGCCCCCGCCCUCCAGGAGGGAGCAGGCUCUGGGAUCAGCACACACACACUCCUCCCCUGGCACCCCAGGCCUAUAGCUGACCUGGAUCCUGCUAGAAGUCAGGCUGUCAAAGUUCCACACUAUCUUGAGUGAGCUUGGCUUUCCUGAGAGCCCUACCCCAAAACCUGCAAAGUGUCCAGCUCUGCCUGUCGUGCCCUGUCCCACCCAAAAAAGGUGAGUCUCUGAGUCACCUGCUUAACAAGGAAUGGCAUAACCAAGAGUAAAGGAAGAGUGACCACAGAAUUGCCUCGGCCUUAUCCUCGGGGAAGAGUCCAAGACCCUAGACCCCUGUCCAGCUGGAACCCACAAGCUGCAUGCAGCCAAAGAAAGCUGGGACUGCAUCCCAACACAAAAUGGUAAACUUAUUAAAGUUACUUAAACAGGAAA
Mesocricetus auratus (golden hamster) is the source of this 4057-nucleotide messenger RNA. It is a transcript of the gene Il22ra1, whose product is annotated as interleukin 22 receptor subunit alpha 1. Gene Ontology annotation, molecular function: protein binding. The coding region runs from base 105 to 1850 and encodes 581 amino acids. The transcript has 7 exons. Lineage: Eukaryota; Metazoa; Chordata; Mammalia; Rodentia; Cricetidae. The record is from RefSeq and is a predicted model, not a curated record.